Neurospora tetraspora is the source of this 4092-nucleotide messenger RNA. RefSeq names its product Vps54-like protein-domain-containing protein. Gene Ontology annotation, cellular component: GARP complex. Lineage: Eukaryota; Fungi; Ascomycota; Sordariomycetes; Sordariales; Sordariaceae. Gene Ontology annotation, biological process: retrograde transport, endosome to Golgi; Golgi to vacuole transport. The transcript has 3 exons. Bases 414 to 3890 code for a protein of 1158 amino acids. Gene Ontology annotation, molecular function: syntaxin binding. The record is from RefSeq and is a predicted model, not a curated record.
AUCCGAACCAGGGUCCUGUGGGAUCCAAUGCUGCGUGGCUUCCGCUCCGAAUGGGGGGGGCCUUGACUUUCAACAGCUCCGAGUCUCAACCCUCAAUACCUACUCUCGUCAAUAUUACUGCUUUGCGCUUCUUCUCGGCCAUCUUCCGUGGAAAAUACAAUCUGAUUCUUGUCUUGUUUUCGUUUCGCUAUGAUACCCCGGUGAUACUCUCUGUCUACCUUCGACCACGAUACCUUCACGCUACCUUGGCCUGCUGGCCCGCGCCUAGUACAGCUUGAGCCUCCCACGAUCAUAUUACCGAUUGCCGAACUCCCCAUCUUCCCAAGUCGCCAAUCCACCGACGCAUGACCAACCGCCAUUUCGUCUUCCCCUGAGCUUAGGCCUAGGACUUCCGGGAGACUUGAUGAGCCAUCAUGUUCUCCAACCAGGGUGCUCGCAAGUCGGUCGAUAGUCUUUCGCCAAUACCCGAUGCCGGGCGUUUUGGCGACUUUCCUUUCCACGGGAGAGGCUCACGCAGUCCGAGCCGCCCGUUCCAUCCGCGACGAGAUUCGACCGCGAGCUCCAUACACUCCAUCGGUGGUUCUCUCGACAGUUCAACCGGUACCUGGGGUGACGCCGUCCUCGAGUCCGGCCAGAAUGCCAUCUCGACCCUGCUCCAGCCACCCAUAGUGCGAACCGGUCUGCUUCCUCAUACCUCAGCUCCCGCUUCCACUGCGCAUAAGCCCCCGACUGCUCGAGACAUUCCACCUGUCACGCUGACCAAUGUCCCUCCCGUUGACAAUUCCGAAUUUACGCAAUACCUUACUCAAGUCGGAGCGUUAUACGAACAAUUACGGCGGGUUCAGGCGGACGAAGAAGAGGCAUCUGGUACUCACAGCAGACGAGGUAGCAAGGCCGACGCAACCUCAGCCGAAGAUGGACAUCUACGGCCGGGUAAACGAUCUGGCGCAUCUAGGAGGGCUUCCAGCUCAUCCAUUGCGUCCAUAUCAUCGAUAGAAGCCCCGGGUCCCGCCCGACGCAGCUCAAGCUACAGAAAAGCGGCAUCGCAGGGUCCUCCGCCAUUGUCCACCAUUCCCGUGGUCUACUUCGACGAAGACUUCCACCUAGAAAACCCACGCACUUUCGAUGUUGUUAGCGAGCGAUCCGAAGUAGUACGACCCGCACCGGGAUCCGAUGACCGAGCCCAUCCCAAUGGGCAGGCCUCAGCGCCUCGCAAGGCCCUUGCGACAAAUGCCAUAUUGCAGGAGAAGCUGUCAUGGUACAUGGAUACCGUCGAAAUGCACCUUAUCCAGUCAAUCUCAACCGCUUCAACCACCUUCUUCACUGCACUGGGGUCUCUUAGAGAACUGCAUUCAGAAGCCGCAGACUCGGUGGAAAGAAUCAAGACACUGAGGAGAGAGCUAGGAAAUCUGGAUGAGGAGAUUGCAACUAGGGGCCUGGAUAUCGUGCACCAACGGCGGAGACGGGAGAACAUUCAACAAUUGCACGAUGCAGUCAUGCAGCUCCGGGAAGUGGUUGAGGGGGUAGCUGUAUGCGAAUCGCUGGUAGACUUGGGCGAGGUGGACGCAGCGCUUGACAACAUUGAUGCUUUGGAAAAGCUGAUUGCCGGAGAAGAGGGGGCUUCCCACAAUGGUCGUCCCGGGAUGGAGUUGAGGGAUCUCAGGGGCACCACUGCCCUCCAGGGUGUACACAGCGACAUGAGUACUCUUCGGCAACGUAUCGGCAAGACCUACGAAGAGAGGUUCAUAACUCGUCUAAUACGUGACAUCCAGCGCCAUGUUGCACACGUCUCAACCCAGGAGGUUCUGAUGCGGUGGAGCAGUGCUUCAAUACGCGCACGAGGAGGAGGAGGCCACAACCGCGAGCCCUCGGCGUUUCCCUCCUACCUGACAUCAACAGACAGUCUGCGAUCGGAACUUCUGGUUAGUCUGACUGGCUUACACAGAGCCAAGUUCCUUACAGCCGCUGCGACUGCUUAUAGAGAGACAGCUUUGCGUGAGAUCAAAAACCUCAUCCGCAGGCCCUUGCCGAGUUCGAACGAUGAUGAUAAUGAGUCUAUGAUGUCCGCAUCAACGAUGACAGGAGGCAAGCAACGCUCUCAACAGGAGCGUUCCUCCGUCCUGGCUCGUAACCUGCGUGCUUUGGAACCCCGGGACGCGGAGGAGCUGCUAGUCAAGAUCUACAUCGGAGUAACUGAAACUCUAAGACGACUGGAUACACAAGCAAAGGUAUUGUUAGACGUCGCAAGUUCUCUCGGCGACUCGGAUCCAACUAGUGGGCUUAGGUCUCCACCUUUCAGCCCUACAGGCAGGCGUUUGUCUACAGCAGCUCUGGAAGCUCAAGAAGAGAUUCAUACAGCCCUUGAUCUUUCAAACCUUCUUGGGCAAGCCGUUGAUAUCGCUCAAGAUAAGGUCGUAAGGCUAUUGAAAGUUAGGUCGGAACAGAGCACCCGUCUAACCCUUGAAUGGUUCCUUCGAUAUUUCACUCUCAACCUCCAUUUCGCCAAUGAGUGCGAGGCCAUUUCAGGCCGAAGCGGGACAUCCUUGAAGAACCUAGUCAACGGUCACAUCAAAGAGUUUGUUCAGCGUCACGGAGAUGCCGAGAAGCAGAAGCUUGCCCAGGGCAUGGAAAGUGACCAGUGGGCAAGCCAGGAUUUUACCGAGAAAGAUACUGAGCUUCUCGACCGCAUAUUGGAAGGGAGCACACGAGAUGCAGCCAUUUGGGCAGAAGCAACCAAAGUCUGGAUUCCACCCUCUGAUGACGAGAAUGAUGGCAGCGCUGCUGCUCCUGCCCUUGGAGCGCAGGCCAACAGUGACUCUGGGGACAAGGCCGCUGAAGCACAGGCGAACGGGGCUUCCAAGUCCAAGGCACGCGCUGCCGUCGUCGACUCCGAGACAUUCCUCCUGCCCAAGUCCGCGAUAUUGUGCAUGAAUGGCAUGGCUCAGUUUAUCCACCUUAUCGUCGGCAUUCCCUCCAUGACAGCUGAUGUGUCGUCCUCUCUCAUCGCUUACCUUCAGCUCUUUAACUCACGCUGCAAGCAACUCAUUCUAGGUGCGGGUGCACUCAUGUCCGCUGGACUCAAGAAUAUCACCACGCGCCAUCUUGCUGUAGCGUCGCAGGCACUAGCCUUCAUCGCCGCAAUUAUUCCUCAUGUGCGUGAGUUCGUCCGCCGUCAUUGCGGAAACAACCUUGUCUCCGGUGUGAUGGCGGAUUUCGAUAAAGUCAGACGGGACUUCCAAGAGCACCAGAACAUCAUCUACAAUAAACUGGUCGAGAUCAUGACUGGCCGCGCAGUUCUUGCCUCUAGGAAGAUGAGGGCAAUUAACUGGGAUGCCGGGUCCCCAGCGGCGCAUGAGUACAUGGAGACAUUGGCCAAGGAAACGACCACGCUUCACCGCAACUUGACUAGACAGCUACCCGAGGGAACGGUGCGGAUGAUCAUGAUGUUGGUGUUCAAGAACUACAAAGACACCUUUGGCUCGACGUUUAAGGGAGUGGAGCCUACCACGGAGGCCGGGAAGGAGAGCAUGCUGCGUGACGUCGAAUACUUUGACUCUCGCCUGAACAAGCUCGACGGGUUCGAGGAUGCGGGCCAGCACCUCAUCAACAUUGUUAAAGCCAAGGAGAUCAGGAAAGCACCUCCUCGGCCGACAUCCCUAACUCCGUCCCAUCCUCCGUCUCGCGGUCCAUCCCGGGCUCCAUCCCCUGCGCUCGCUCCCGGUUCUCGUGCCGGAUCUCGCGCCGGGUCCCGUGCCGGAUCUCGAGCUGGAUCGCGGGCAGGAUCUCGCGCGCCAACACCAACCCCGACUCAAACAUUAACGGGAAGAAGCUCCGCUGAAAUUAUAGCAGAAGUUAGUGCCGCUGCUGAAGCAGGGGGGCUCGGAAGGUAAUGUAAAUUAGGAAACGGUUGGGAUCAGGCGUCUAGAAAAAAGCAUUAGUACUAUUUAACGGGGUUUUUACCUCAAAAUGUCGAGAGUGAUAUGACUAAAGUUGCUGCUAGUAGGCUUAUCAUUAACACCUCGCUGUCGGUAUAGAGAGCGAUCAAACAACAUUCCGAGUGAAAUCUUACCAAUCAACAACAAUAAAGAGCCU